Octodon degus (degu) is the source of this 3590-nucleotide messenger RNA. It is a transcript of the gene Kctd7, whose product is annotated as potassium channel tetramerization domain containing 7. Gene Ontology annotation, biological process: protein homooligomerization. The transcript has 5 exons. The record is from RefSeq and is a predicted model, not a curated record. Lineage: Eukaryota; Metazoa; Chordata; Mammalia; Rodentia; Octodontidae. Bases 91 to 1206 code for a protein of 371 amino acids. Gene Ontology annotation, molecular function: protein binding.
CCGCCCUCCGGCUGCGCGCUGGCUCUGGGCCCCUCUCUCCCGCCCGCGCGCGGCCGGCCGAAGCCGCGCCCACCGCCCAGAGCCAGAGGGAUGGUGGUAGUCACGGGGCGGGAGCCAGACAGCCGUCGCCAGGACGGUGCCAUGUCUAGCUCCGACGCCGAGGACGACUUUCUAGAACCGGCCACCCCGACAGCCACGCAGGCGGGGGAAGCACUGCCACUGCUGCCCCAGCAGUUUCCUGAGGUUGUCCCGCUCAACAUCGGCGGUGCUCACUUCACCACCCGCUUGUCCACGCUGCGGCGCUACGAGGACACCAUGCUGGCAGCCAUGUUCAGUGGGCGACAUUACAUCCCCACCGACGCAGAGGGCCGCUACUUCAUCGACCGGGAUGGCACGCACUUCGGGUAUGUGGCUUCCCACACUCAGUGCCCUCGUCCUGGCAAAGAUGUGCUGAACUUCCUGCGCUCGGGGGACCUGCCGCCCCGGGAGCGAGUGCGGGCUGUGCACAAGGAGGCCCAGUACUAUGCCAUCGGGCCCCUCCUGGAGCAGCUGGAGAACAUGCAGCCGCUGAAGGGCGAGAAGGUGCGCCAGGCUUUCCUGGGGCUCAUGCCGUAUUACAGAGACCACCUGGAGCGGAUUGUGGAGAUCGCCCGGCUGCGUGCAGUCCAGCGGAAGGCCCGCUUUGCCAAGCUCAAGGUGUGUGUCUUCAAGGAAGAGAUGCCCAUCACCCCCUACGAGUGCCCCCUCCUCAACUCCCUGCGCUUUGAGCGGAGCGAGAGUGAUGGGCAGCUCUUUGAGCACCACUGCGAGGUGGAUGUGUCUUUCGGGCCCUGGGAGGCUGUGGCUGACAUUUACGACCUAUUGCACUGCCUGGUCACGGACCUUUCAGCCCAGGGCCUCACUGUGGACCACCAGUGCAUCGGGGUGUGUGACAAGCACCUCGUCAACCACUACUACUGCAAGCGCCCUAUCUAUGAGUUCAAGAUCACGUGGUGGCAUGGCAGUCUUCACUUAAGGCCAAUGGAGUCCAGUGAGGGUGUCGCCGGAAGUCCAGAGAAGUUUUGUCACCUUGACCUCAAAGGAGAGAUUUGCACACAGAAGCACAGUACCAAGGUAGCACGGCCCCUUCCUCUGUCCGUCCUGGCAUCUGACCUGUGCUCAGUGAGUCAGUGUGAACUGGCGUCGGUGGAGGAUGUGUCCAAGUAGCCACCCUGCAGCCCCCAUCUGAAGAAAGGUGGGUCCCGUUCCUAGGCAUCCCUUGGCCCCCAAGAGCAGUCCCCCGUGCUGUCUGCAGAGAAUGUACUUCCCCGUCUUUUAGAGAUCUAACAUAGUGAACAAAGCCGGGACCGGGUUGGCCUUAGAAAACCACAGUGCUUACAGCUGUGCCGAGCUCCAGGCGGGUCAUCUUCCACAGGGCUGGAAAGACGCAGGGUCUUCCCAAAGGUUCCCCAGUGCUGGCAGGCAAGACGGCGCAGCCCUCUGCUAUUCUGAAGUCACAUCGUUUUUAGAGGCUCAGAACACCUCAUUGCCUGCCAUGUUGUACGAUAGGAUCCAGUUUACAGUGAACCUUUCAAAGGGACUCUGCGCUCUUGCUCUGUUCUGCCACUGCCCUCCUGCUCAGAGGUUCCUGUCCUGAGAAAGUAAAGGAAGAGCCAGGAGUCCUAGGAAGACCGCAGCAAGCCUCCACUGUGUUUUACUUCCCAUAUUUCAGAAAAACCUCCAAAACCGUCUCUUCUACUGCAUUUCCUUUUUGCUCUGUGUGCAGCUGGUCAGGGUGUGGACAAGCAGUGCACCGCAUCUCUGGUCAGAACAGAACGUUUCCAUGCUGCAGUAAGGGUUUCCUGUGUUACCACGGUCUCGCCGGACCAUUCCUGGGUGGUUCUGAAGGGAGGAGUUUGUAUCUAUAGGCACAGUGACGUGUCCAGUUCUCUAGCUGAGGGAAGCUGAGGCAGGGGGAUCACGUGAGCCCACAAGGCCAGUUCUGGUAACGGGGAGAGGUGAGAACAGCAACACUGACCUCAGUGUAACAGAGCAGAUAGGUAAGGGACCAGGGGAGCUGAGUACAGGUGUGUCGAGAGGGAGAAAGGCCAGCGUCUGGGACCACCUGGAUUGCUCCCUGGGCUGGAACAGAGGUGGGGACAGAGGUCCAUGAGGAAAGAACCAUCGGUACCCACCCUUGUUGUGUCCCUUCCCUUGUUCUUGACGUCCCUGCUUGGCACAUUUCUCUAUGACAGGACCCCUGCCUUGUUCUCACAGAACUUUUCAUUCAGGUUUCUUUGGUUCCUAUUACCCAUUGUCUCAUAUAUGUUCCUUCUCUUUUCUUGGGUAAUACAAGGUUUCUCUAUGCAGACCAAGCUGACCUUGUAGCCCAGACUGGCCUCAAACCUGGCACAGUCCUCCUGCCUCAGCCUCCUGAGUGCUGGAAUUACAAAUGUAUGUGACCACACCCAGCAUUUCUCUUUGGUGGCGAGGGGUUAUGUGUUCAUUUUCUGACAGACUUGACUUCCUGGAGGAGGAUGUCCACAAGUCUGCAGCAGAUAGCUAGGCCCAGGGCUUUCUAUCUGGCUUCAGCCUCAUCCUCAGCCUGGCCCUCAUCAUGGUAACUGGCCAUUCAGAGUCCAUGUGUGCACAACAGGGACAGAGCUGGCUCACAGAGUACAGCUUUGCUCAAGACACGGGAUCUUGGAGCUGCGGAGAUAGCUCAGCGGCGUAAGUGCCUGCCUGGCAAGCACAAGGUCCUCAGUUCAGUCCCCUGUAAUCACAAAGAAAAAAAGAAGAAGAAGAAAAAAAACAAACCCCACAGGCCCUGAAAGCUUGACUCCAAAGGGUCUUAGGAUGCUAAACAAGGACAAUGUCCCUGUGCCUCUUGGUGGAGAUUCCCUCUGUUCCUAUGUCAUCUCACUGCCUGUGAGGUGGAGAGGGAACAGUGACAGUGGGCUUUGGAUCUCACUCUGAACCUUCCCCUCCUCUCUGUUUCUCCCUCCCUUUUUUCCUACCUCCCCGCACCUCCUGUUCCUUGCUCGUUUUGCCUCACUUAGAGACGGUGUGUCACCGGUGGGGCCGGGCUGGUUUCAAGCUCCUGGGCUCAGGCCAUCCUCCAUCCUCAGCCUCCUGAGUGCUGGGGCUGUAGACACUGUUUCUGCUGUGUUUGUCCUUCUUGUUUUUAGUUCUACUGCGUUCUUCCUUUGCUCUUUGUAUCCUAACAUUUGUGGGUAUUGGAGCAGAAUAUGUACUGAAUCCCCUUGUCAAAAGAUUUUUAUAGAGAAAGAACAAGCCCCCUUCUUUACCCAGAAUACCUCUACUUUUUUGUGACAACGGGAGCUUUUCUUUAUACUGAAAAAUGUAUUUAUGACAAGUCUUCCUUUAACUAGUGGGACAGAAAUAUGAAGGAACACAUGCUGUUUGAGGGAUUCACCAGCCCACACUCUUAUUUACCCUCUAACCUGCUCUGCCCUCUUUGAGCUCUUCUGCGUAGAGUAACAGAAUUCAGUGGCCUCGUUUGGCCCCUUUGCAGAAAAGCCAACAGGCUGAAAUGUGCUGUUGGAUGAGGUGCUUUGUGAUGGCUUCCAAAUAAAGCGAUCAUCUCUGCA